AUGCCUUCUGUGCCCGAGGCCAUGACGGAUAAAAUAAACGCCAACUUGCAACCGCAGCGCACACUGAUCAUCACCAUUGCCGAUUAUGACAACAGAGAGUACACAUACAACUGGGUCGAAUCAUUGAAACGCACCAACGAGACCCGGUUUAUCAUUUUCUGUAUGGAUGAAAAGAUGCAUCAACACCUGAAACACGCUGGAUACGAACCGCAAAGUAUUCUGAUCUCGAAUCCAUGGUUACAUGGAUUGCCUAAGAAAACACAGCAGGGCAGCGGGGCCCAUUGGAGUGAUGUCUCAUCGUUUGUCAUACAAAGACUCUUGUAUUUUGAUAUCACGGUGUUAUUCGCCCAAGUUGACACGGUGUGGCUGGCUCCCCGAACACGCGAGUAUCUGAGGACCUUUUUAAAUAUUCGGCUUGAAACCCACGCCAUUUUUCAGGAAGCCCAAGUCGAUAAGGUCUACCUGAAUACAGGAUUCUUCAUCAUGCGACCUACAGAGGCCAUGAAACGAUUGCUGGCCGACGCCGUUUACAUUCAAAACCAUCGCGUUAAGGAGCAGGAAUCCGAGCAAGAAGCGCUAAGUGUAGCGUUGCAACAUAUGCCGAUGGAUAUUCGCUAUUCCAAAAUCAGCUCGCUAGACGUCAUGCAUUUUCCGAAUGCACACUCCUAUUUUACGCAUCGUUUACCCCAAUCCCGAGGCGUUCAGCCAUACAUUGUGCAUACUAGUUAUUUGGACCCUGAUAAGAAAAAAGAAAUUUUAAAAGACCACGAUCUUUGGUACAUCGAUGAUGCCUAUUGCCGUGAAAUCGAUAACCAAGUGCAACAAUCUUUGGAAUCCCCGACAAUUCACACGGAUCCAGCUUUGGCCAAUGAGGAGAAUUAA
This is a messenger RNA of Radiomyces spectabilis, 882 nucleotides long. Its product is annotated as nucleotide-diphospho-sugar transferase-domain-containing protein. The coding region runs from base 1 to 882 and encodes 293 amino acids. Gene Ontology annotation, molecular function: glycosyltransferase activity. The record is from RefSeq and is a predicted model, not a curated record. NCBI's taxonomy places the organism in Eukaryota, Fungi, Mucoromycota, Mucoromycetes, Mucorales, Radiomycetaceae. The transcript is spliced from 2 exons. Gene Ontology annotation, cellular component: Golgi apparatus.